Messenger RNA from Lotus japonicus, 1981 nucleotides. Its product is annotated as cytochrome P450 78A5-like. Gene Ontology annotation, molecular function: heme binding; monooxygenase activity; iron ion binding. The transcript is spliced from 2 exons. Lineage: Eukaryota; Viridiplantae; Streptophyta; Magnoliopsida; Fabales; Fabaceae. The record is from RefSeq and is a predicted model, not a curated record. Bases 68 to 1648 code for a protein of 526 amino acids.
UGUCCAUGACACACGUCCUCUAGCUAGUACAUAACACUCAUAUAAUCAGUCAUCUUCAUCCAUUAACAUGAAGAUGAAGCCCACGGCAACAAUAUUCCCCUCGCUCCUACUUCUUUGUCUUGGUCUUGGAAUAACAACAUUUCAAAGCACCCUCUCUUGGCCACUUGACACUCUCCUUAUUAUUUCCACCACCCUCCUUGCUCUUUCACUAAACUACUGGCUUGUCCCUGGAGGCUUUGCAUGGAGGAACUAUCACCACCAAUACAACACAAAGCUCAAUGGGCCCAUGGGCUGGCCCGUGUUAGGGACUUUGCCUCAGAUGGGCUCUAUGCUGGCCCACGCAAAACUCGCCAACUUAGCCACUUCCCUGAACACAAAGAGGCUAAUGGCUCUGAGUCUUGGUGCCACCCCGGUUGUGAUAAGCAGUCAUCCUGAUACCGCCAGGGAAAUCCUUCUGGGCUCCUCCUUCUCUGACCGUCCGGUGAAAGAAUCAGCACGCGCACUCAUGUUUGAGCGCGCCAUUGGAUUCGCUCCUUCCGGGACAUACUGGCGCCACCUUCGCAGGGUGGCGUCUUUCCACAUGUUCUCUCCGAGGACGAUCCUCGGUUUGGAGAGUCUCCGGCGGCGUGUGGCGGAUGAAAUGGUGGCAAAGACAUGGAAGGAGAUGGAGGUGAAAGGGGUGGUAGAGGUUAGAGGGGUGUUGAAGGAAGGGUCUCUUUGCAAUAUUUUGGAGAGUGUCUUUGGUCUUGUCGACGAUAAUAAUAACAAUGGUUGUGUGAGUGAGGAGUUGGGGAAGAUGAUUAAGGAAGGUUAUGAGUUGAUUUCGGAAUUUAACUUGGAAGAUUAUUUUCCUUUGAAGUUCCUGGACUUUCAUGGGGUGAAGAGAAGGUGUCAUAAAUUGGCGGCUAAGGUUACUAGUGUGGUGGGUGAGAUUGUGGAAGAGAGAAAAAGGGCCAUGGAGAUGUUCGUGGGGCAGAAUGAUUUUCUUGGCGCUUUGCUUUCUUUGCCCAAAGAGGAAAGGCUGGAUCAUUCAGAUAUGGUGGCUGUUCUGUGGGAAAUGAUAUUUAGAGGAACAGACACAGUUGCUAUACUCUUGGAAUGGAUCAUGGCGAGGAUGGUCUUACAUCAAGAUAUACAAAUGAAAGUCCGCCAAGAGAUUGACACGUGCAUCGGCCAAAACAAGCAUGUGCGAGACUUGGACAUUGCAAAUCUCCCUUACUUGCAGGCUGUAGUUAAGGAGGUUCUUCGAUUACACCCGCCGGGCCCAUUGCUAUCUUGGGCCCGCCUAGCUGUCCAUGAUGUCCAUGUGGAUAAGAUCCUCGUGCCAGCUGGCACAACAGCAAUGGUUAACAUGUGGGCUAUAUGUCAUGACUCGUUUGUCUGGGAGGACCCAUGGGCUUUCAAGCCCGAGCGUUUUCUCAAAAAAGAUGUGUCUAUCAUGGGAUCAGACUUGAGACUAGCACCGUUCGGCGCGGGUCGUAGGGUGUGCCCGGGGAGGGCCCUAGGCUUAGCCACGAUCCAUUUGUGGUUGGCACAACUUCUCCAUAAGUUCAUAUGGCUUCCAACACAACAUGUGGAUCUUUCUGAAUGCCUUCGGCUUUCUCUCGAAAUGAAGACUCCUUUACGAUGUCGUGUGGUUCGUAGAUAAAAAUCUAAAAGGCCUUGAGCCCGAGCCCAAACCAUGUCUAAUUAAGAAUCUUGAUGUGCCUCAUGUGAUGUUUAAAUUAAAAUUAAAGUUGCCACAUAUAAUGCAAUCGUCUACUAUUAGGGUGUGAAAUUAUUGAAAUAAAAAUGAGUGCAAGUUUGCUAGAAAUAAAUGUAAGAUGAGAGCGAAUUGAGAAGAUUGGCAGUUUUCCAUUUCAAAUUGUAAGAUGUAAAUUAUUAAUUGAGUGUAAUGAAGUUGCUUUGAUCUGCAUGUAGAAAAAUGAUUUUGAUAUCACAUCUUACAAUUUGAAAGGGACAAAUAUCAAUCUUCUCAAUU